AGUGAGUGAGUGCGUGCAGGAUACAGGGGUGAAAGAGUUUGGUUGGUUGGAAGCUCCACACUGGAUCUUAUUAAUUCAAAUGAGCUUCAGGUUUAACUGGUUUUUGUAACUUUUUUUUUUUUUCCUUUUUGUAAAUUGUAGAUUUAGGGUUUUAAAUAGUGGGAAGUGUAGACUAAUGCAAGUUACUGGAUCACUAGGGGACAAAUUUCCUGUCUGACCUACCAGGAGAUUAUAAAAAGUCUGGAAGACCCAUGGUGGAAUUAGAUCUGUGCUUGUGAGAACAGGAUGUCGACGCUGCCAUCAGAAAACAGCCCUGAAGAUGCCAACAAUCGCAGCUUCUGGAUGCCUGGUAACUAUCAGCGCACUGUAAAGCGAACAGAAGAUGCUUUCCAGGCCUGCAAUGACAUAGUGGCGUGUUUCCAAGAGAGAGCUCGCGUGGAGAGGCAGUACGCCCAGCAGCUCAGUGAGUGGAGCAACAAGUGGAAGCCAGUAGUGGACUCCAGUCCUCUAUAUGGAUCUCUUAUGAAGGCUUGGCAGUGUUUUUUGUCCUCCGCUGACCGGCUAGCCUCCUUACACGCCUCCAUCUGUCGCUCCCUGGUAUCAGAGGAUGGAGACCAGGUCCGGACCUGGCAGAAGGACACCUUCCACAAGAAGCUAUUUGGAGGCUUCAAGGAGUCCCAGGACAUCGAGACGGGCUUUGCACGUGCUCAGAAGCCAUGGGCCAAACGACUUAAAAAGCUGGAUAAAGCCAGGAGGGCGUACCACAAGGUGAGCCGUAAGGAGCAAGUAGCCAGGGAGCGAGAGGCACACGCUCAGGGAAACCCGGAUGUCGCCAUCGACAAACAAAAGAAGAUCCAGGAGGAGAGAGAGCUGGCGCAACAGGAGGCCGAGAAGGUUCGUUCCCGCUAUGAGAAAGUCCUGGAUGAGGUGAACCGCUACGCUCCUCGCUACAUGGAGGAGAUGGAGUCCAUCUUUGACCAAUCGCAGGACGAAGAGCGGAAGAGGAUUGUCUUCCUUAAACAGGCCUUCCUCUCCAUCCACAAACAUCUGGACAUUACCAACAAUGAGAGUGUGAGAGCCGUUUACAAUGAGCUCCACAACACACUGAUGGGCAUCGAUGAGCAAGAGGACCUUCGCUGGUGGAAAAACACCCACGGGCCUGGCAUGCCCACCGACUGGCCUCACUUCCAGGAAUGGACACCUGAAAAGAAAACCAAAAAAGGGAAGAAGGACGUGGAAAAGAAAGGAACAAUAGAGAGGAAUGUGAUGAUUGGAGGAGUGAAAGUCAGAGCUCUGUAUGAUUAUGUUGGUCAGGAGACAGAUGAGCUGUCAUUUAAAGCAGGUGAGGAGUUUUUGAAGAUCGAGGACGAGGACGAUCAGGGCUGGUGUCGGGGGAUGAAGGACGGAGGGUGGGAGGGGCUUUACCCAGCCAACUAUGUAGAGGUGGUGUAGUUAUCGCACCGUUAGUAGUUAUCGAGACCGAGAAUGAAAGAUCUUGUUACAUGACACGCUUUAUUUCACUGUGGAGGUCACAGCCUGGUGUCAGAAAAUAAACCAAGUAGCUGUUAGCCAAAGAUGUGGUCUGUGACGGAGGAUGUUUUAGCAUAUAGAGAUUUUUAAAAACACUUCCCAGGUUGUGUAACCUCUCGAAGGAUUUUGACAAAUGUUUUAAUAUAUACAGUAUGCAUAGACCACUUGUAUUGAAGCCAUAUGAUAAGCAAUGCUUUAAUGUAAAGAAAAAAAAUAUGCUGGACUCUCAAGGUACAUUAUAUAAUUGAAAUUGCAUUACAGGACUGCUAUUUUCUUUGAGCUGUUUUAUUUCUGUUUUUGCACCUCGACACAAUGCUAUUAAAAUGUUCACAAAGCCUCACAACAUAUGAAGAAAGUGAUGCUAAUACUGUGAUUAUCAUUAAUCUGAAAAAGCCAUGCAAGUGGAGUCGGUAGUUAGCUUUAUGACCUGUGUUUCUCUUUUGUUUUUGUGGUUUAAAGGAACAGGCUGAAAUUUUAGGAAUGUGGUUGUUUUGCUUUCUAACUCUCAGUUAGAUAAAAAAAAAAAAAGAAGAAGAUGGAUAUCAAUUUUAUCUGUGUGUCAGGUACAGGGGGAAACUAGCCCAGAAGCAUCAACACACAUUCCAGGAACACCAGUGCUGUCUUAGUUUGUGUGUUGUUUACUUCAAGCAACUAUGAUCAAUAUUUUAUAUUAACAGUGCAUCAGUUGACCACUUGUGUGUGGACGGGGUGAGAAAGGCCGAUCGUAGUGGAAAACCCAGAGAGGAUCAUCCCCCAGCUCUGCAGUUCCUUUCAGCUCUGUGGGGCUUUAUACGAUAUGUCGGCUCAUUGUUUUGGUUUUCUGCCCUGCAGCUUUUGUUUUGGUUCACUCUCGCUGCUCUCGUAGCCUUGAUUUUGGCUGCAGCAGGCAGCUGUUUUCAUCAAAAACAAACAACAAAAAAAAAAACCUCUGAAAAACCCACUGUACACUACCUGCUUGGCAUCAAACAGCAGACAGGCACAGUGAGCAACUAGCUGGUGUGAGAUAGUGGAGAACAAAACAGGAAAAAAAUGAAAGUAAAUGUUGGACUUGCAUUUUUAUCAGGUGGCCAGAAAUAUGAGUCCAAAUGAAUGUUCAUGCUGCUCGAUGUCUGGUGGAUGUAGCCCCUGAGUACAAACACACACAAGAGCAAAAGCACAAUAUUAAAGAAACACGCUCCAGAUCCAAAAAUGUUACAAAUGGUAAAAUGCAUUAAAGCAAACACACAAACAUAAAUUACCCCCCAAAAAAAGUUGUGUUCUCCCUUUAUGUGUGUUUUCCUUUCUGUUUUUUUUUUUUUUUUUUUUUUUUAGCAAUUUGCAGCUAUUUCUUUUUUUGGAGCCUAUUUCCCAUUUUUACUUUUUCAUUGGCUUUACGAUUAGACUUUUGCUUGUGCAGUGUGUUUUGACCAUAUUAAACAUUCAAACGUUUCUGCUGCUCCCAAGUGUCUAAAAGAGAAAAAAUUGGUUGUUGGAGGUUUAACCAACAGCAUGUACAACAGACCUCCGUUGUCAUGGCAGCAACAAUAAUUCUCACAGGAAACGAACAGUGGUCUCGUGUGAAAGUUUUCCUUGACCCAUCCAUCCAUCCCAACCUCCUCCUUACACAGACUGUCGCUAAACUUCGUCAUCUGACUUCCUCCUUUGUCGUCAUAACUACAACAACCACUAGAGGUCGCUAACUGUAAACUGACCCAGUGUCUAUAGUGUCAGAACAUAAUUCAGGUGAAUUGCCAGCUAAAAAUACACGGAAGACACUGACUGACCAGCAGGCACCUUUAAAAUCAUAUAUUGGGAAACCCCAAUAGGUCUUACUAGGUCUUACCCAACUUAAAGUAACAACAUGAGUUUUUUAAGCUACAUAAACAAUGGAGAAAGACUGAAACAUUGACUCCUUAAGUGGCCUUUGCAUAAUCACAAUAAUGCACUCUGAGUUACUGAUAUAGAGAGUAAUGGACUUGGCAGAGGAGACGGUGCCCCACUUUAAGUCUCAGCCUUCUUUGCCUCCUCUUAAUUAAUUAUUUCUUGUACUGGGACACUUUGUUGUGCAUUAUCACUUACAUAAUGUGUAAAUAAGACAGCUCUGCAGUUCAUGGAACACAUAUCUUGGAGUGGCUGAGGCUUGGGGAGGAACAGUGGUUUGUCCAUUAACUGCUGGGCUGGUGGUUCAGUCCUUGGCUCCUUCUGUCCACACUAAGCCUCAAGAUCACUCAUGAUGGCCAGACCAGCGCCUUGCAUGGCAGCUGUACCACCGUCAAGGGAGGUAGGACCCAUUACCCACGAGCAUCUUAAGGCCUAGACAAUCUUUAUUUUUCAUCUUAGCAUCAAGAUGCUUCUGGGACAGAGGUUCUAGGUCUGAACGUGUCCUAGAUGCAACACUAUCUCAGCACAUCCUUCCUCAUCAGAUUCUCAGUUUGACGCCAAACAUUCAUAUUUCUCAGCGUGUCGGACUGUUCCUUUAAGAUAAGUACUGGGGAACAAGUAGUUUUCCUGUCUGUCUGUAAUAUCUAAUCAUCUGUUGCUAUACUGUAUGCAUGACACCGAUCAUGGAGAGCAUCUUUACCAAAGUAAGAAACUGCUGGGUUUGCAUGUUUGUAUGUGCUGUGUGUAUUUGUCAUGUAAAAACUAUGCAUAUUCCCCAUGAAUCCUUUUUUUGCAAACCGCCAGUCUUUUGGAAAUAAAAUGUUAAAGUGUUACACAAACAAAAGAA
Seriola aureovittata is the source of this 4237-nucleotide messenger RNA. RefSeq names its product protein kinase C and casein kinase substrate in neurons protein 3. Gene Ontology annotation, biological process: cytoskeleton organization; regulation of endocytosis; plasma membrane tubulation. The record is from RefSeq and is a predicted model, not a curated record. Gene Ontology annotation, molecular function: protein binding; phospholipid binding. The coding region runs from base 286 to 1452 and encodes 388 amino acids. Lineage: Eukaryota; Metazoa; Chordata; Actinopteri; Carangiformes; Carangidae. The transcript has 10 exons. Gene Ontology annotation, cellular component: plasma membrane; cytoplasm; endosome.